Molecule: messenger RNA, 628 nt
Organism: Stereum hirsutum FP-91666 SS1
Lineage: Eukaryota; Fungi; Basidiomycota; Agaricomycetes; Russulales; Stereaceae
Product: mago nashi
Exons: 6
Coding region: 32-481 (149 amino acids)
Biological process (GO): RNA splicing
Cellular component (GO): nucleus; exon-exon junction complex
Source: RefSeq, a predicted model, not a curated record
CAACAUCUUCUUCACCGACCACCACGACACCAUGACCUCCUACGACAAAGAUCCAUUUUACCUUCGGUACAUCACCGGCCACUCUGGAAAACAUGGACACGAGUUCCUUGAGUUUGAGUACUCGCAUGGACGUCUGCGAUAUGCGAACAACUCCAACUAUAGGAAUGAUUCGUUGAUCCGCAAAGAAAUGUGGGUCGGGCCACUCGUGGUUCAGGAGCUCAAGAGGAUCGUUGAGUCGAGCGAGAUCACGAAGGAGGAUGACACAAACUGGCCGAAGAAGAGCAUUGUAGGAAAACAGGAGCUCGAGAUUCGCGUAGGAAAUGACCACAUCGCGUUCGAGACGGCAAAAAUAGGUUCCUUGGCGGACAUCCAGGACAGUGAGGACCCAGAGGGUCUUCGCGUGUUCUACUACCUGGUGCAGGACCUUCGCUGCCUCAUUUUCUCCCUCAUUUCUCUUCACUUCAAGAUCAAGCCUAUAUAGGUAAACCGGCUUGCUGUCGCGGGUCAUCCUGUACUGCACCACCACUUUCAUGUGUCUUCUUGUACCUCCGAAGGUUGUUAUCGCGUUGCUUGUCUUCACUUAUGCCAUCUAUAAAUGCAAAUGCACUGAAUCGAAUGGCAUGCCAAC